CCUCUGUCCUCUGACACUCCUCUCACUCUCUCUGAUUGUCCUCACCUUGAAGGUAACCUGACCAACAGCAGCCAUGUCUGAAGGACCGAAAAAGCCAAAGUAUUCGGCAACACGCCGGCUGCUCCUAAAGACCAAACUGCUGAAAAAGGCAGGGAUAAUGCUGGUGGCUGAGGUUGCGGACAAGAAACGUGAAAGAGAGAGCGCUCUGAAUGAGAGAGCCCCACCCCUCAAACUGUCUGGCCUGUCUGUGCAGGAGCUACAGGACCUUUGUAAAGACCUACACAAAAAGAUUGAUAUCGUAGAUGAGGCACGAUAUGACAUGGAAAUCAAAGUGGGGAAAAAUGAUUUAGAGAUUAAGACGCUGACCCAGAAGAUCGAUGAGAUUAAGGGAUCGAAGAAGCCUACUCUGAAGAGGGUGAAAAAGUCUGCCGCCGACGCCUUGUCGGGAGCCGUGGCCGACACUGGCAAAAUGAAGGCUGACUUCACAUCCGGCCUCAAGAAAGUCAAGAAGGAAGAGGAGAAGAAAGAAGAGGUGACUGACUGGCGUAAGAAUGUGGAUGCCAUGUCUGGCAUGGAGGGCAGAAAGAAGCUGUUUGAUGCUGGAAAAUAAGCAGGGUCAUGUUGUACCACCAUUAAGAGAGAAGUAUGCCAAGACUGUAAGAACCCACAAAGAAGAGAGAGAGGAGGUCAGUUCUAGAUGAGAUGUGAAUUUCAUGUUGUGAUAUGAAAUMAAUUUUAUAAAGAAUCAUGUCAACCAUGUCAAUUUUACGUGUGUGUCCCCUGUUUAAUGUGAUAUGAGAGUUUGCUAGUUCACAGGGAAUAUUGUUGAUAUUAUAUAUUGUAGAUAUGUUAUAGAUAGUUGUGUUAUAAAUUAUGUGUUGAUAGAAUCAGUUAUUUAUGAUGUAUUGGUAGUAUCCCUUAUGUAAAAACCACAUGAUUUCAAGUGGAAAAUCACAUGAUUUCACAUGUGAAAUUUCGACGUUUUGCACAUGUAAAAGUUUAUUGUGAAACAAUGUGGUUUUGGAACACUUCACAUGUGAGGAUAUUUCACAUUAAAUUUCACUUGGAUUUUCACAAUAUCAAAUUAUAUUUCACAUGUGAACCAAUGUGGUUUUGGAACACGAUCACAUGUGAUUAUAUUUCACAUGAAGUUUCACGUGGAUUCAAAUGUUCACUUGUGUAUAUUUUUCACAUGAGAUUUCACAGGUGAUGAUGCCCUGCGUACAAUAAUUUGUCACAAAAUAGUUGCAGUGUUUUCAACUUAAGUAUUUGACACACAUGAUUAUAUUGUGCAUGUUUAUUUCAGUGGAGGGGAGGACGGCUCAUAAUAAUGUCUGGAACGGAGCGAAUGGAAUGGCAUCAAACACAUGGAAACCAUGUGUUUGAUGUUGUUACCUUUCCACCUAUUCUGCUCCAGCCAUUAACACAUGCCCAUCCUCCCCAAGUAUGGUGCCACCAACCUCCUGUAUGUUUAUUUAMACAGUAAUUAUUAUUCAACAUGUCCUCAKCUUCCUGCCAUGCCAKCAUGUCUGUGUCAAUGACUGAUUUCACCUGUAUUCCUACACUUUGGACUGUGUCAAUGACUUUGAAGUUAAUCUUAGCUUUGUAUAAUACACUCAAGAAAAUCUAUUAUAUUUAUCAUAGUGAUUCAUCAACAUCAGACAAUUAUACAGAAAACCCUCAAAUUGCUGAAAUA
Salvelinus sp. IW2-2015 is the source of this 1696-nucleotide messenger RNA. RefSeq names its product troponin I, cardiac muscle. The record is from RefSeq and is a predicted model, not a curated record. Lineage: Eukaryota; Metazoa; Chordata; Actinopteri; Salmoniformes; Salmonidae. Gene Ontology annotation, biological process: skeletal muscle contraction; cardiac muscle contraction. Gene Ontology annotation, cellular component: troponin complex.